AUGAACAGUCUGAUUCAAAGGUUUGCUGGCUCAAGCAGCGGGAUCGAGUUGCAGAAGAGGAAUGCUACUGUCGUGGAUGACGAUGGCGAGCUUUCAGACGUGAUGUGGGGAUCUAUGGCUGGCUUUGGUAGCCUUGCGAAGGGUGUGCCUACUUUCACUGUUCCAUCAGUGCCAGACCCGGCAGCGUUCUUGAGGCUUCAUACGGACGAUCACGCAGACCCAUCGUGCCGGAUUAAGAUCCAACACGGGACAACCACUCUAGCUUUCAGAUACCAAGGGGGUGUCAUUGUCGCUGUGGACUCACGAGCGACUGCGGGCAAUUAUAUCGCCUCGGGCACUGUGAAGAAAGUCAUAGAGAUUAACCCAUACCUGUUGGGCACAAUGGCGGGUGGUGCAGCGGAUUGUCAAUUCUGGGAGACAUACUUGGGAAUGCAUUGUCGUCUACACGAACUCCGGAAUCACGAGCGAAUUUCUGUCUCUGCGGCGAGCAAAUACCUCAGUAAUCUCGUUUACAGCUACAAAGGCAUGGGUCUGAGUAUGGGCACUAUGAUCUGCGGUUGGGACAAGACCGGUCCUGCUAUUUUCUACGUCGACUCCGAUGGUACCCGUUUAAGGGGAGAUCUGUUCUCCGUGGGAUCUGGAAGCACGUUUGCCUACGGAGUGCUUGAUCAAGGGUACCGGUGGGACUUGACGGAUGAGGAGGCUCAGGAACUUGGAAGAAGGAGUAUUUAUGCCGCUGGUCACCGUGAUGCCUUCUCCGGGAAUUCUUGCAAUCUCUAUCAUGUCAAGGAGCGUGGAUGGGAGUUCAUUGGCAAUUAUGAUAUCAACAAAUUGCACUAUGAUGGGCCGGGGAAUGGCCAGGGAUAUGGCUAUGAGGUCCGAGUUGAAGGUAAGACCUCUGCUGUUGCAGCUUAG
This is a messenger RNA of Pisolithus orientalis, 915 nucleotides long. Its product is annotated as 20S proteasome subunit. Bases 1 to 915 code for a protein of 304 amino acids. The transcript is spliced from 7 exons. The record is from RefSeq and is a predicted model, not a curated record. Gene Ontology annotation, molecular function: threonine-type endopeptidase activity. Gene Ontology annotation, cellular component: proteasome core complex. Lineage: Eukaryota; Fungi; Basidiomycota; Agaricomycetes; Boletales; Pisolithaceae.